AUGAGUAUGCGCACGAGACGGCAAAAGGCCACGACAUCAGGCGGAGGUUUAACGCCACCUACGCUUGACGACGAGGUGGAAGAUACCAUGGCCACCGCCAAUGGCUCUGUGCACAAGAAUAAUAAUACUUCCCACACCACCUCCUCCUCUGCCUCCAAGCGGAGACGAUCCCGCUCCCCUGCUGUCCCAGCCGAACACAAUGAGAAUAUAUUUCUCUUUUACCCUAAUAUAAUCGGUUACUUCCGCGUUUUCCUUGCAAUCGCUUCCCUCUAUUAUAUGCCCCUUCACCCACGAACCUGCUCUCUCCUCUACAGCAUAUCGUGUCUCCUCGAUGCCCUGGACGGCGUAGCAGCUCGCCACUUCAACCAGUCCACCACCUUUGGAGCGGUGCUGGAUAUGGUGACAGAUCGAUGCACCACGGCUUGUCUGUUAGUGUUCCUGAGCUCCGCAUGGCCGCGAUGGGCGAUUCUCUUCCAAGGCCUGAUCAGCCUCGACCUGGCCAGCCACUACAUGCAUAUGUAUGCGACGUUGACAAUGGGUGGUUCGGGCCAAAGCCACAAGAAAGUCGAUUCGAGCAGGAGCUGGAUUCUGUACCAGUACUAUAAUAGCAAGACCGUCCUCUUCGUCUUCUGCCUCUUCAACGAACUCUUCUUCAUUGGCCUCUACCUCCUUUCCUUCUCCUCGCCAAUCCUAUCUCCCUCCCUCCUCCAACCUGUUGGCGGGGAAGGACUAGGCGCUGCUUCAGCGCAGCCAGGAUCACCAGCUGUCGCUCCAUUAUCUAGCCUCUUCUCUAGUCCCUGGAGCGCCGGCGCCCUUGAGCUCGCCCGCGCGAACAAGAUGGACAGCUUCUGGCCAUGGGUCAUCACAGGCAUUUCCGCGCCGAUCAUGGCGGGCAAACAAUUCAUCAAUGUUGUGCAGAUGGUUAAGGCAAGCCGGUGGCUGGCUGAGGGGGAUCUGAUGAGGAGGAAGGAGCAGCAACGGCAACAAAGGUUGUCCACGGCUAAGAAGCGGUGA
Molecule: messenger RNA, 1014 nt
Organism: Histoplasma mississippiense
Lineage: Eukaryota; Fungi; Ascomycota; Eurotiomycetes; Onygenales; Ajellomycetaceae
Exons: 3
Coding region: 1-1014 (337 amino acids)
Biological process (GO): phosphatidylinositol biosynthetic process
Cellular component (GO): membrane; Golgi apparatus
Molecular function (GO): CDP-diacylglycerol-inositol 3-phosphatidyltransferase activity
Source: RefSeq, a predicted model, not a curated record